Messenger RNA from Oncorhynchus nerka (sockeye salmon), 1638 nucleotides. RefSeq names its product trifunctional nucleotide phosphoesterase protein YfkN-like. Gene Ontology annotation, biological process: nucleotide catabolic process. The record is from RefSeq and is a predicted model, not a curated record. Gene Ontology annotation, molecular function: hydrolase activity. The transcript has 9 exons. Lineage: Eukaryota; Metazoa; Chordata; Actinopteri; Salmoniformes; Salmonidae. The coding region runs from base 1 to 1638 and encodes 545 amino acids.
AUGGAUGAAUAUCUUUUAAGUUUGGAAACAAAUGUGACUUGUAACAAACCAGAAGUAGUUCUCACUAUUUUACACUUCAAUGAUGUGUACGAAAUAGAAGCAAGACCAGAAGAACCCGUUGGCGGUGCUGCAAGGUUUGCCACUGCUCUAAAAGUAUUCCAGUCGCUGAAUCCUUUAGUAGUUUUCAGUGGUGACUGUUUGAGCCCUUCUUUGCUAAGCACAGUCACCAAGGGAAAGCACAUGGUAGAUGUUCUAAAUAAAUUAGGAGUCCAUUGUGCGGUGUAUGGAAAUCAUGAGUUUGAUUUCGGUGUGGACCACUUGGAAGAGCAGACAAAAAAUAUGACCUUCCCAUGGUUCCUCAGCAAUGUGUACGACAGGUUCACCCAUGAAACGCUGGGCCAUGGCAUGGUCAGCAGCAUCCUGGAGUGGAACAGCCUAAAGAUCGGUGUCAUGGGCCUGGUAGAGGAGGACUGGCUGGAUACCCUGGGCACUGUGGACAAGAACAACAUCCACUACACAGACUAUGUGGAGACAGCUGAUCACCUUUCUGCUGAGCUGAGGGACAAAGGGGCUGACCUGGUCAUCGCAGUCACACACAUGAGGUGGCGUAAUGACAUCAGGCUAGCAUCCGAGUCCAACGGUGUGGAUCUCAUCCUGGGAGGACAUGACCAUGAGUACGGGGUUCUGGAGGUCAAUGGGAUUCUGAUCAUAAAGAGUGGCUCAGAGUUCAGGUACCUGUCAAAGAUUGACGUUGUGAAGGACCAGGAUGGGACGUUCAAGUACACCUGUGAAAAGAGAGCUACAAUGAGAGACCUUGAGGAAGAUGCGGAAAUCAAACAGAUUGUGAAAGGAUACACUGAUAAUAUGCAGCAUAUGCUUGGAGAGGUCCUGUGCCACACAGACGUGACCUUGGAUGGACGCUGCGCCACCGUGAGACGAGCAGAGUGCAACCUGGGUAAUCUGAUCACCAACGCCAUGCUGGAGGCCACUCAUGCGGAAGCGGCGAUUUUAAACUCAGGUACUCUGCGAUCUGACCGCUUGCACCCGGCUGGUCCCCUGACCAUGCAUGACCUGCUGCAGAUCCUGCCACUAAAGGACCCAGUGCUGGUGGUGGAGGCCACUGGGCAGCAGCUCUACGAAGGCCUGGAGAACGGGGUCAGCAUCUACCCUGAUUUAGAUGGAAGAUUUCCCCAGGUCUCAGGGAUUCAGUUUGGCUUUAAUCCCAAUGGAAAACCUGGACACAGAGUCAUUGCUAAGACAGUGAAGGUUCAAGGCAAGAGUCUAGAUAGAGACAGAAAAUAUGCGGUGGCCAUGAAAGAAUUCUUAACUAAGGGCAAAGAUGGCUACACUAUGUUCAGAAGCUGUCCUCAUAGGCACGACAUAGAGAAUGCUCAGAUCCUGUCGACCAUCCUCAUCAACCACUUUGAGUCUGGCCAGAUCGUCAGAGGCACGAAGAGGUGCAUGUCUGGCCACAGGAUGGGCCUCAUCAAGGUGUCCAGCAGCCCCUCUGUGUCUGCCAUUGAAAGUACCAAGAGUGAGAAUCUGGAGGGAGAGGAGGUGGGAGUGGCUGUGGUACCUGGAGUGGAGGGCAGGAUAUUCCAUGUCUACCCUGAGGGCCAAUCAGAAACAGAAGGCUAA